Magnusiomyces paraingens is the source of this 654-nucleotide messenger RNA. RefSeq lists its product as uncharacterized. NCBI's taxonomy places the organism in Eukaryota, Fungi, Ascomycota, Dipodascomycetes, Dipodascales, Dipodascaceae. The transcript has a single exon. The record is from RefSeq and is a predicted model, not a curated record. The coding region runs from base 1 to 654 and encodes 217 amino acids. Gene Ontology annotation, cellular component: membrane; cytoplasm.
AUGUCCAAACCUGACUCUGAAAAUACCAUUGCUUUGGCUGCUCUGCCACCUCCACCCCCUCCUCCAUCACAAGAUACCCUGCUCCAACAGUAUCUCAUAGAACUUCAAACUAAUCCCAUUCGUACUAAAGCAAUCACAUCUGCCACUUUAAAUGCUCUCUCCGAAAUCCUCGCUUCAUAUGUCGCUGGCGAAAAGGACCCCAAGACUGGUUCUUAUAUUUCGGCACGCGUGCCCAAGAUGGCCCUCUACGGGUUUUUUGUUUCAGCACCUUUAUCUCACUAUCUCGUCAAUGCCCUCCAACGCGCGUUUAAAGGAAAGACUGGUGGUGCGUGGAAAAUUGCUCAGAUUGUGGCUUCUCAGCUCCUCGUCACUCCUAUCCAGAACUCAGUUUUCCUCAUCUUUAUGUCUGUUUUCGCCGGUGCGCGUUCUCUUUCCCAAGUAUAUGCAUCUUGGAAGCAGGCCUUCCUGACAGUCCAAAAAUCAUCCUGGAUUUCAUCGCCAUUGGUUAUGGCCUUUGCUCAAAAAUUCAUUCCAGAACACGCAUGGGUUCCCUUCUUCUCUCUUUUUGCUUUCUUCCUUGUUACUUACAAUAACAUCAUUGUCAAGAAGAAGCGUCAAGCCCAGCUUAAAAAGGACCAGGAUAAAUCCGAAUAG